This is a messenger RNA of Nerophis ophidion (straightnose pipefish), 1878 nucleotides long. RefSeq names its product GTPase IMAP family member 4-like. Gene Ontology annotation, molecular function: GTP binding. The coding region runs from base 321 to 1238 and encodes 305 amino acids. The transcript has 3 exons. The record is from RefSeq and is a predicted model, not a curated record. Lineage: Eukaryota; Metazoa; Chordata; Actinopteri; Syngnathiformes; Syngnathidae.
CUUUCCAAAAGUGGUCCGUGCACCAACACACGGUUUUGCUCUAUGAGAUCAACACAUGCGCUGAUGCAUGGAGCUCAUAGCUCAUGUUUGGUCACGGAACUUUCCAAAAGUGGUCCGUGCAGCUGGACACAUCAGUGUUGCAGCAGCCAUCACUAGAGAGGAUUCUUCUUCCGGUGAAAGUCUCGUCAUUCUCCAUCUCCCUUCCAAUCUCUUCACACCAGCAAAAGUUUGCCUCUCGGAGCGGACAACUAACUGGAAACUUUCAGUCUUUCCGCCACUGCUGAGUUGAGCUAAAGGCCACAAAGAACAAAAGCCUCACCAUGUCUGGAGAACUCAGGCUGGUUCUGGUGGGAAAUACAGGAGUUGGCAAGAGUGCGACCGGCAACACCAUCUUGGGCAGCGAGCACUUCCUGUCAGAGGUCGGCUUCUCCUCGGUGACCCGCGAAUGUCAGCAGGGAAGCACUGAGCGGCUACUGGACACUGACCAGGAAAGACCAACAAGAGUGGAGGUGGUUGACCUACCAGGCUUCGGGGACACUCACAUGAGUGAGGAUGAGAUAAAUACUAUGAUGGUUAAAUGUUUGGCUUUCUGUACUCCAGGACCACAUGCUUUUCUCUUGGUGGUGCCGAUCGGCCGUUAUACAGAUGAUGUGAACAAGGCUGCGCUAAAUGUGGCCAACAUAUUUGGGGAGGAAGCCCUCAAAUCUCACACCGUGGUUCUUUUUACCAGAGGGGAUGAGCUUAAGGGGAUGAGCAUUAAAGAAUACCUGAGAAAUGCUCCGGCUGACCUUAAAGGUCUGAUCAAAAAAUGUGGCGACCGGUACCACUUGUUGAACAAUGAAAACCCCGGUAAUGUGGCACAGGUUGGACAACUCUUGAUGAAAGUGAAGAAGAUGGCGGAGAAGACUGCAACUGGGUUUUAUACCAAUGAUAUGUUGAAGAAGGUAGAGGCCAUCUUUCGGGAGGAGGGGAGAAUUGCAUUAAGGAAGAAGCUGAAAACUAUAGUGGGUCCCGCCAUUGGCUUGGCUUUGUUGACAGCAUUUGGCGCGGCUGCCCCCAUAAUAGCUGCAGUCACAGGAUGUGUAGGGUUAGCAGUAGGAAUAGGUGCAGCUGUAGGAACAGUCGGGGCGGUGGUCGGUGCAGGUGUGGGUGGCCUCGUUGCCUUUAACCGCGGUCUUGAUGCUAAGACUCCAAUGGAGGACGUUAAGGAAACUCCACUACAGCAGAAACAAAAAUAAAAAUGCAAGUUGCUCAGAAAUAUGCCAGGAAGGCUCAUGUCAGAGCCAGCAAUACAAAAAUGCCAAAGUCAUGUGUGCAUUUGGACCACUUUUGUAAAAAAAAAAAAAAAUUUUUUUAAGUAUGCAAUCAGAUGUUGCCUGUUAUUAAUGUCUUCUUUGCUUUUCAAACCUUUUGAUAUUAUUUAGAGCAGAAAACGAAAACAUUUUAAGACGUUUUAUUUGAAAUAAUAUACCUGCACAAACUUUUUCCCAAUCAAAUGGAAAAUAACCACCUGUCAGAAAUGUAUUCUUUCUAGUCUUGAGGUUCAGGAUUUACUUUCUAAAAUUAAAUAUGCUGAAAUAAUAUGAUUGGAUUUGGAUUAUAUUUGUCUUCUGUUCAUCUUAGAUACAUUUUCCUUGUUUUGUUUGAUUGAAGCAUCAUGGGGGAGUGUUAUAUACAAUCUGCUGCACCUGGGUGGGAACAUGUUUUUCACCAUCGUGGGAGAGGUACAUUAUUUUUGAACAUGCUUAUUUUGAAUUUUGCUUUUCCCCCCAUGAAGUACACGACAACCUUGGCCUUUUAAUUUUCUUUUGGUGAAUGGUUGCAUUUGAAAUUGUAUGUUGUGAUGGCGACCACCAAAUAAAGCAUUCUUAAACCUUC